AAGGAGGUGGUGGUGAAGGUGAAAUGGGUUGUGGGAUAGGAGGUAAAACUGGUGACGAGUCAGGUGGUAACAAUUGUGGUGACUCUGAAGGUGGUAAUAAUGGUGGCGAGAUUAGAGGUGACAACAAUGGCGGUGAGACUAGAGGUGGCAAUGAAGGUAAUGUUGAUGGUGGAAAUAAUGGUGAUAAGUCAGGUGGCGAUAAUGGUGAUGACUUUAGAGGUGGGACCAUUGGUGGUGACAAUGGAGGUAAUAUUGAGGGUGGUAGUAAGGGCGGUGAAAUAGGAGGUAACGAUUGUGGUGACUUAGAAGGAGAUAAUGGUGGUGACUCUAACGGUGGAAACAUUGGUGUUGAGAUCGGAGACGACAAUGGAGGUAACAUUGACGGUGAUAAUAAUGGUGGUGACAUAGGCAGUAACGAUGGUGGUGAGUUAGGAGGAAAUAAUGGUGGUGAUUCUAAAGGUGGCAACAAUGGUGGUGACAUAGGAGGUGAUAUUGGCGGUGACAUAAAAGGUGGAAAUGUUGGUGUUGAGACCAGAGGCGACAAUGGAGGUAACAUUGAUGGAGAAAAUAAUGGUGGUAAGAUAGGAGGUAACGAUGGUGGUGAGUCAGGAGGUGAUAAUGGUGGUGAAUCUAGAGGUGGCAAUAAUUGUGGUGACUCUAAAGGUGGAAACAUUGGCGUCAAGACUGGAGGUGACAAUGGAGGUAACAUUGAGGGCGAAAAUAAUGGUGAUGAGAUAGGCGACAACGAUGGUGGUAAGUCAUUAGAUGAUAAUGGUGGUGACUCUAGAGGUGGCAAUAAUGGUGGUAACACAGGAGGUGACAACGGUGCUGAUAUUGGCGGUGACACAAAAGGUGGAAACGUUGGUGUUGAGACCGGAGGUGACAAUGGAGGUAACAUUGAGGGUGAAAAUAAUGGUGGUGAGAUAGGAGGUAAUGAUGGUGGUGAAUCAGGAUGUGAUAAUGGUGGUGUGACUAGAGGUGACAAUAAUGGUGACGACUCUAAAGGUGGAAACAAUGGUGUUGUGAGUGAAGGUGAUAAUGAAGGUGAGGUUGUGGGUGACAAUAGUGGUGGUGAGAUAGGCGAUAACGAUGGUGGUGAGUCAAAAGGUGAUAAUGGUGGUGACUCUAAAGGGGGAAAUGUUGGUGUUGAGAGUGAAGGUGAUAAUGGAGGUAAGGCUGAGGGUGACAAAAAAGGUGGUGAGAUAGGAGGUAAGGAUGGUGAUGAGUCAAGAGGUGAUAAUGAUGGUGACUCUACUGGUGCCAACAAUGGUGGUGAUAUUGGCGGUGACACAAAAGGUGGAAACACUGGUGUUGAGACCGGAGAUGACACUGGAGGUAACAUUGAAGGUGACAAUAAUGGUGGUGAGAUAGGAGGUAAUGAUGGUGGGGAGUUAGGAGGUGUUAAUGUUGGUGACUCUAGAGGUGGAAACAAUGGUGAUAACAUAGGAGGUGAUAAUGGUGGUAAGUCAGGAGAUGAUAUUGGUGGUAAGUCAGGAGAUGAUAUUGGUGGCGACUCUAAAGGUGGGAACUGUGGUGAGACCAAAGGUGACAAUGGAGGUAACGUUGACGGUGACAAAAAAGGUGGUGAGAUAGGAGGUAAGGAUGGUGAUGAGUCAAGAGGUGAUAAUGAUGGUGACUCUAGUGGUGCCAACAAUGGUGGUGAUAUUGGCGGUGACACAAAAGGUGGAAACGCUGGUGUUGAGACCGGAGAUGACACUGGAGGUAACAUUGAAGGUGACAAUAAUGGUGGUGAGAUAGGAGGUAAUGAUGGUGGAGAGUUAGGAGGUGUUAAUGUUGGUGACUCUAGAGGUGGAAACAAUGGUGAUAACAUAGGAGGUGAUAAUGGUGGUAAGUCAGGAGAUGAUAUUGGUGGUAAGUCAGGAGAUGAUAUUGGUGGCGACUCUAAAGGUGGGAACUGUGGUGAGACCAAAGGUGACAAUGGAGGUAACGUUGAGGGUGACAAUAGUGGUGGCGAGAUCGGUGAUAAUGAUGGUGGUAAAUCAGGAGGUGAUAAUGGUGGUGACAUAAGAGGUGACAGUGGUGGUGACUCUAAAGGGGGAAAUGUUGGUGUUGAGAGUGAAGGUGAUAAUGGAGGUAAGGCUGAGGGUGACAAAAAAGGUGGUGAGAUAGGAGGUAAGGAUGGUGAUGAGUCAAGAGGUGAUAAUGAUGGUGACUCUAGUGGUGCCAACAAUGGUGGUGACAAUGGUGGUGAUAUUGGCGGUGACACAAAAGGUGGAAACACUGGUGUUGAGACCGGAGAUGACACUGGAGGUAACAUUGAAGGUGACAAUAAUGGUGGUGAGAUAGGAGGUAAUGAUGGUGGGGAGUUAGGAGGUGUUAAUGUUGGUGACUCUAGAGGUGGAAACAAUGGUGAUAACAUAGGAGGUGAUAAUGGUGGUAAGUCAGGAGAUGAUAUUGGUGGCGACUCUAAAGGUGGGAACUUUGGUGGUGAGACCAAAGGUGACAAUGGAGGUAACGUUGAGGGUGACAACAGUGGUGGCGAGAUCGGUGAUAAUGAUGGUGGUAAAUCAGGAGGUGAUAAUGGUGGUGAUUUUAGAGGUGACAUUAAUGGUGGUGAUUCUAGAGGUGACAAUAAUGGUGGUGAUUCUAGAGGUGAUAAUAAUGGUGGUGUGAUAGGAGAUGAUAAUGGUGGUAAGUUAGGAGAUGAUAAUGGAGGUGACAACAUUGAUGGUGAGACCAAAGGUGACAAUGGUGGUAAGAUUGAAGGUGGCAACAAUGGUGGUGAGAUAGGAGGUAAAAAUGGUGAUAAGUCAGGAGAUGGUAAUGACUGUGACUCUGUAGGUGACAAUAACGGUGGUGACAAAGAAGGUGAUAAUGAUGGUGAAUCUAGCGGUGGCAACAAUGGUGGUGACUCUAGCGGUGACAACAUUGGUGGUAACACAGGAGGUGAUAAUGGUGGUGACUUUAGCGGUGGCAACAAUGGUGGUGACACGAGAGGUGAUAAUGGUUGUGAGUCAGUAGGCGAUAUCAACGGUGACUCUAGAGGCGGAAACACUGGUGUUGAGGCUAGAGGUGACAAUGGAGGAAACAUUGAAGGUGGCAAUAAUGGUGGUGACUCUAGUGGUGGCAAUAAUGGUGGUGAAAUAGGAGGUAACGAUGGUUGUAAGUCAGGAGGUGAUAAUGAUGGUGACUCUAAAGGUGGCAAAAGAGAUGGUGAGACAAAAGGUGGUAAUGAUGAUGAGACAGGAGGUGAUAUUGGCGGUGACUCUAGAGGUGACAACAUUGAUGGUGAGUCUGAAGGUGAUAGUGGAGGUAACGUAUUAGAUGGCGAUAAUAAUGGGGGUGAGAUAGGAGGUAACGACGGUUGUAGGUUAGGUGAUGAUAAUGGUGGCGACUCUAAAGGUGAAAAUAUUGAUGGUAAGGCAGAAGGUGAUAAUGCUGGUGAGUUAGGUGGUGAUAGUGGUUGUGAAUCGAAAGGUGAUAAUGGUGGUAAUUCUAGAGGUGGAAAGAUUGGUGAUGAGGCCGAAGGUGAUAAUGGAGGUAACAUUAAUGGUGGUAGUAGUGGUGGUGAGGUAGGAGGCAACAAUGGUGAUAAUUCUGGAGGUGAUAAGGGAGAUGACUCUAGAGGUGGUAAUAACGGUGGUGGGAUAGGAGGUGAUAAGGGUGGUGAGUUAGGAGGUGAUAGUGGCGUUAACUCUAAAGGUGGAAAUGUUGGUUGUGAGAUCGGUGGUGAUAAUGGAGGUAGGGUUGAGGGUGGAAAUAGUGAAGGUGAGAUAGGAGGUAACGAUGGUAAUGAUUCAGGAGGUGAUAAUGAUGGUGAUUCUAGAGGUGGCAUUAAAGGUGGUGAGAUAAAAGGUGAUAAUGGUUGUGAUUCGGAAGGUGAUAAUGUGGGUGACUCUAGGGGUGACAACAUUGGUGGUAAGGCUAAAGGUGACAAUGGAGGUACCGUUGAUGGUGGCAAGAGUGUUGGUGAGAUAGAAGGUAAGGAUGGUGGUGAGUUAGGAGGUAAUAAUGGUGGUGACUCUAAAGGUGGUGGUGGUGACACUAAAGGUGGUGGUGGUGAGAUAGAAGGCGACAAUGUUGGUAAGUCAGGAGGUGAUGAUUGUGGAGAGUCUAGAGGUGAUAACAUUGAUGGUGAGACCGAAGGUGACAAUGGAGGUAAUGUUGAGGGUGACAAUGGUGGUAAUGAGAGAGGAGGUAAUGAUGAGGAUGAGUUAGAAGGUGAUAAUGAUGGUGAUCCUACAGGUGUCAACAAAGGUGGUGAGAUUGGAGGUGAUAAUUGAGGUAAUGUUGAGGGCGACAAUGCUGGUGUUGAUAUAGGAGGUAACAGUGGUGGUGGUGGUGGUG
This is a messenger RNA of Vigna angularis (adzuki bean), 4308 nucleotides long. RefSeq lists its product as uncharacterized. Lineage: Eukaryota; Viridiplantae; Streptophyta; Magnoliopsida; Fabales; Fabaceae. The transcript has a single exon. Bases 24 to 4244 code for a protein of 1406 amino acids. The record is from RefSeq and is a predicted model, not a curated record.